AUGGCCAGCGCACUCAACAAGAUCGCCGCAAACAGCGCCUCGCGCCAAAAGCCAUCAGAGCUUGAGACCAGCAUUGCUGGCGCUCUUUACGACCUUGAGACCAACACCACCGACCUCAAGGCCGCACUUCGACCACUUCAAUUCGUCUCCGCCAAAGAGAUUGAAGUUGGCCACGGCAAGAAGGCUAUUGUCAUCUUUGUCCCCGUCCCAUCCCUUCAAGGUUUCCACAAGGUGCAGCAACGUCUCACCCGUGAGCUCGAGAAGAAGUUUUCUGACCGUCACGUCCUUAUCCUCGCAUCUCGCCGUAUUCUUCCCCGCCCAAAGCGAUCCAACCGCUCCCGAACAUCCCUCACUCAAAAGAGACCUCGUUCCCGAACACUCACUGCCGUCCACGACGCUAUUCUCAGCGAUCUCGUGUACCCAGUCGAGAUUGUUGGCAAGCGUCUCCGCACCAAGGAGGAUGGAAGCAAGACCUUGAAGGUCGUUCUCGACGAGAAGGAGAAGGGAGGUGUUGACCACAGACUCGAUACUUACUCUGAGGUUUACCGAAAGUUGACUGGCCGUGGUGUCGCAUUUGAGUUCCCACAGGGUGGUGCUUCUGAUUACUAG
Messenger RNA from Glarea lozoyensis ATCC 20868, 609 nucleotides. Its product is annotated as 40S ribosomal protein S7. The transcript is spliced from 3 exons. Lineage: Eukaryota; Fungi; Ascomycota; Leotiomycetes; Helotiales; Helotiaceae. Gene Ontology annotation, cellular component: ribosome; 90S preribosome; small-subunit processome. Gene Ontology annotation, biological process: ribosomal small subunit biogenesis; rRNA processing; translation. The record is from RefSeq and is a predicted model, not a curated record. Gene Ontology annotation, molecular function: structural constituent of ribosome. The coding region runs from base 1 to 609 and encodes 202 amino acids.